Messenger RNA from Penicillium argentinense, 2571 nucleotides. RefSeq lists its product as uncharacterized. The transcript is spliced from 5 exons. Gene Ontology annotation, molecular function: calcium-activated cation channel activity. The record is from RefSeq and is a predicted model, not a curated record. Bases 1 to 2571 code for a protein of 856 amino acids. Gene Ontology annotation, cellular component: plasma membrane. NCBI's taxonomy places the organism in Eukaryota, Fungi, Ascomycota, Eurotiomycetes, Eurotiales, Aspergillaceae.
AUGUCUGAUCUCAGUCCCACCGAUCCAAAUAGUGACCCAAACGUCGGUUCAUCGCGAGGUGACGCCUCGUCCACCUCAGGCGAUGCCGUGAGUAGCCUCACGGGAGGAGGUGGCUCGUCGGCCUCGGCGCUGAUGAUGACCUUGCUGCCGGCCCUGAUCUACGCUCUGUUCUGGUUUGGCCUCUUCAUCAUCUUCCGGCGAACGCAGCGGCGAUGGUAUGCGCCGCGAUCUCAUCUACCGGAUAUUCAUGAACAUCGUCGCAGCCCCGAACUGCCAUCGGGCUGGCUGAAUUGGUUUGGUACUUUCCUCAAAAUCGAGGACAACCAUGUGUUGCAUCACUCGUCGCUGGACGGAUAUCUAUUUCUACGUUUUCUGCGCGUACUGUGUGCGACGUGCUUCACGGGUUGUCUAAUCACUUGGCCCAUUCUCUUCCCCGUCCAUGCGACGGGCGGCAACGGCAACGGCCAGCUCGACAUUCUCAGCUUCAGCAAUGUCGCGAAUCCCAAUAGGUACUAUGCCAAUGUUCUCGUUGCGCUUAUCUAUUUCACCUUUGUUUUCUAUGUGGUGACUCGGGAGAGUCUCUACUAUGCCAACUUGCGUCAAGCCUAUCUCAACUCCCCCGCCUAUGCGUCUCGAAUUUCAUCCCGCACCGUCCUGUUCAUGUCCACACCAGAGGACUACCGAGACGAAAAGAAGUUGCGACACAUUUUUGGCGACACAAUCCGACGGAUCUGGGUGACCUCCGACGUUUCCAAAUUGGAAAAAUUGGUGAAUGAGCGUGACAAGCUGGCUUUCAACCUGGAAACCGCCGAGACGAAUCUCAUCCGAAGGGCAAACAAGGCGCGUGUUAGCGCGAUCAAGAAUGGCGAGUUCUCUUCAGAUACUUGUCUUGAUUGCGAGUCUAGCAAUCCCGCUGGGUCGCACAAAGUACAGCGUCCAACUCACAGACUCAAGUUCUUUGGUCAAAAGGUGGACUCGAUUCAUUGGUAUCGGUCCGAGCUGGUCAAGAUUACCGAGCAGGUGACGGAUCUGCAGAAGAAACAUCAGGAUGGACAGGCGAAGCAUCUCUCUGCCAUCUUUGUCGAGUUCAACUCCCAGUCCGAUGCGCAAAUUGCCCUGCAGACCCUCUCACAUCACCAGCCGUUCCACAUGACUCCCCGUUUCAUUGGGGUGUCGCCCGAAGAAGUAGUAUGGUCGGCACUGAAUCUCAGCUGGUGGCAACGCAUCAUCCGGAAAUUCGCAGCGCAAGGAGCCCUGGCGGCACUCGUCAUUUUUUGGUCCUUCCCUGCUGCGAUUGUCGGAGCCAUCUCCAACAUCUCCUAUUUAUCCAACCUGAUCCCGCCUUUGAAGUUCAUCGAAGAUCUCCCCGACCUGAUCAAGGGAGCAAUCGAAGGUCUGCUCCCGUCAGCCGCACUGGUAGCUUUGAUGUCGUUGGUGCCAAUCAUCUGUCGCAUCUUUGCCAGGCGAGCUGGUGUCCCAUCCACGGCCAGAGUUGAGCUAUUCACACAGAGUGCUCAUUUCGUUUUCCAAGUGGUGCAAGUAUUCUUGGUGACGACUUUGACCUCGGCCGCAUCGGCUGCCACCUCACAAAUCAUUCACGAUCCACUCUCGGCAAAGGAUCUCUUGGCCCAGAAUCUUCCUAAAGCCACCAACUUCUAUAUCUCUUACUUCCUACUUCAAGGGCUUAGUACGAGCUCUAUGGCUCUCGUCCAAAUAGCGAGUGCCCUGGUGUUCAAAUUUGUGACAACGUUCUUCGCCUUCUCUCCGCGUCGACUAUUUCGACGAUGGGCCGAGCUCGGUAGUUUGAGCUGGGGCAAUGUAUUCCCGGUUUUUACCAACAUGGGUGUCAUUGCUCUCACCUACUCUUGCAUUGCGCCACUGAUCCUCGGAUUUGCCUUCGUUGGUCUAUACCUCGUCUACCAGGCAUAUCGCUACAACUUCUUGUUCGUGUACGAGAUCGACAUCGAUACCAAAGGACUUGUCUAUCCCCGAGCCCUCCAGCACCUUCUCACGGGAAUCUACCUCGCCGAAAUUUGCAUGAUCGGUCUUUUCGCCAUUAAAAGCGCCAUUGGCCCGGUGAUCAUUAUGCUUAUAUUCACGAUCGGCACUGUGCUGGCUCACAUGUCCCUCAAUGAAGCCCUCGCCCCUCUCAACACUUUCCUGCCACGGUCUUUGGACGCAGAAGAGGAGCUACUCCAGGAAAAAGAAGAUACCAUUGCCGAGAUCAAUGAACAACGCCGCUCGCGAGCCUUGGCUUUCUGGAAAUGGUUCCACCCGAACGUGUACAAGGACUACGCCGCUUUGCGUCGCAAAGUGCGUCGAAAUAUCGCGGAGGUGGAGUACACCGAGGAGGAGAUGCGCACCGCAUACUUUGAACCGUGCGUCGCGUCUCCUGCGCCCACGCUUUGGAUUCCACGCGAUAAGUGGGGAUUCAGUCGACACGAAGUGAUCGAAACCGACAAUAGCAUUGAUAUUACUGACGAAGGUGCCCACCUCAACGACAAGAACAAGAUCGUGUGGGACAAGUACGACCCCCAUCUACCUCUGCGGGAAUUGAAGACCCCGUAUUAA